GUUCCCCGCCAGCACAAACCGGCGACGAUAUCGCGCGACCACCAUCGUGCGCACCAUCACCACCACCACGGGCAUUCGCAUCACCAUCACCACCACCACCAUCACCAGCAGCAGCAGCACCCGGCGCUGGCGGCGGUGGCGCCGCCGCUGCGGCCCAACCUGCCGCCCAAGCCCCGACGCAUGGUGAACCCCGAAGACGCGUUCGCCUUCGAGAUCAUCGACACGGACGAGCUGCCCGGCGGCGGCGCCGACUUCGCCCUGCGCGCCUUCGACCCGCCCCCGCCCGCCCACCACGCCCACGCCCAGACACACGCCCACGGACACGGACACGCCCACCACGAGGACGCCCUGCAGCGCGGCGCCUCCAGCCUGCGUCUCAAGCGCUGCCCGCAGGUGAGCCGA
Molecule: messenger RNA, 402 nt
Organism: Gryllus bimaculatus (two-spotted cricket)
Lineage: Eukaryota; Metazoa; Arthropoda; Insecta; Orthoptera; Gryllidae
Source: the annotation of a GenBank genome assembly